Molecule: messenger RNA, 369 nt
Organism: Lathyrus sativus (Indian pea)
Lineage: Eukaryota; Viridiplantae; Streptophyta; Magnoliopsida; Fabales; Fabaceae
Source: the annotation of a GenBank genome assembly
AUGUUACUGGGUUCCACUAUUUUUGCAGACAAGACAUUUACACUUGUCGAGGCACGAUACCUCUCACUAUUUAUAGACUUGGAUGGCUUAUCAGGAUACAGUUGGGGAGCAGCUGCGUUGGUUACUCUUUAUAGAUAUCUCGGAGAUGCUUCCAUGUUCAGUUGUAAGCAUCUUGGUGGUUAUCCGACUCUCCUACAGUGCUGGAUUCAUGAGUAUUUUCCAACACUUGGAAAAAAAGGAGAGAAUUGGAUACCAGCUAAUAAUGUGGGUCUCCCUCGAGUGAUGAGAAGGUCCUAUAAGCAAGUUGCCUGGAAGGUGGAUGACUUGCAACCUAUUCUGGAUGAGCUGACACCUGCCGAUGUCAUAUGA